UAAAGUAUGCUCGAGUUUGUAUGUGUGAAUUUAAAUAUACAGUAUAAGAAAUAAGUAUAUAGAGGUGUAAAUAUAUAAAUGCAAUGGAUAGAAAAUAGAUCAGCCUUUGGCCAGAUUGAAACCAAUUUCUACCAUCAGUCUGGCCAAGUUCUUUAUGUUGGCCCUUUGUGCUCUUCUGUCUACAAGGGAACCCAGGAGAAACUGCAGCCUCUGCCAGCCAUCCUCCAGGCCAUCCAAGAGGGAACCCCUGUGCCCGUCUCCGUUCUUCCUGGGCCCCACAUGGAGGAAAGAGACGCUGAGAAACAGAAGCUGGGGUUUGUGCCCCCCCGGGAUCUGGCCAAGUAUAGUCCUCUGAUCAAGAGCCAGUCCAUGACCAGCAUCCAAAAGAACAGAGGCAAGGAAGACGCCCUGACUCCUUUACAUCCAACGAAAUCCAGGAGCAAAGUGCAGCGUACUCAGAGCGUCCCAACCCAGAGUAAGGCAUCUCGACGUCUCCGCAAGCAGAGAAGCAUCGGGCGAGUGGAUGACUGUCAGGACAGCAAUCCUCAGCCUUACGACUCCUCUCUAUGCAAUGCUGGCAGCCACACAGCAUCUCAGGGAUGCUCAAAGCUCCACCUGUCUGUAUCGCUGCCCCAGAAACCAGCGGUCCCUUGGUUACGACAUUCAGAGGAUGCGUCAGCAAUAAAAAACUGUCUCUACCCCAUGCAGCCCCUGGAACAGUAUGCAAGACAGAUGGAAGUGCUGCAAAUGAAGCUGAGUUCGGCUACAGACAAGCAGAAGCUGCUGGAGGAGCAGGUGAAGUCCCUGUCUGUCCAGAAUCAAGCACUGCUGCAGGAGCAGGCCAGAUUUCAAGAACGCGGAGAGAUUCUUGGCAAGAGGCUGGAGGAGACGGAACUUUGCCUGGUUCAGCUCAGCGGCAGGGUGUCCUGCAUAGAGGCCGGUUGGAAGAAGGACCAUGAAAAGCUGCAAGUGAGUGAGGAGAAGGCCAAGGAACUGGAUCUGCAGCUCUCCAGAAUGGAAAGGGACCACGAUCAGCGUUUCCAUGCUGCUAGCCAGAUGUUGGGGUGUCGAGAUAACCAACCACAUUACAGCAACAACUCUCAGGGCUUGUGUGGAUAAUAAGACUGAGAAUGGGAAAGCCAUGUUUUCUACACAGCUCAUGUAUGGAAUCCAGAGAAGUCAAGAGGAUGGAAGAAGUGUCUUCCACUAACAAGGACAGCAUCAUGUUAAGAGUUCUCAACAGUAUUCAGCCAUUGCUUCGUCUUCUGAUAUCCCCCUUCCUGAAAGUUUAUUCACACACAUUCCGGCUUAAAGAGACCCCAUUUACCAUUUCCUGGGUACAUAUCCUCACUACGGAGCUGCCUUGGCUUGAAAAUGUUUUCCCUGAGAAAAUGGGAGAAGAUCUCAGUUCCAGAUCAUUCCCAACUAUGGGCAAAGAAUCUCCAGAGCUUGGAAAUACGUCGCUCUUCCAGUUGGCUGAAUGACUCCAUAGCGGUUGGUUCUAUGGCUGCCAGAAAGGCCAGAGACGCAUUCAUUGUGCACUUCUUGCCUGUGCUUGUGGCUUGGUCAGGGA
Molecule: messenger RNA, 1573 nt
Organism: Thamnophis sirtalis
Lineage: Eukaryota; Metazoa; Chordata; Lepidosauria; Squamata; Natricidae
Source: RefSeq, a predicted model, not a curated record